AUGGCAAGCGCUCAACUCACCGAAGAAGAGCUGCAGCAGAGCGCUCUUCUUUCAGAUGAAGAUGCCGACAUCGAAGACGCACCAGCAGUGCCCGUCGAAAAGUUGCCUCAGGAUACCGAGAGUCCCUUGACGAACCCAAACACGCACGAUGACGAACUCUCGGAUGCGAUCGGCGAUGAAGACGAUGAAAGAGACGCGCCUACCUUGGACGGGGACAUUGAAAUGGCUGAGAAUGCGGACGAUAAUAGCGAACUGUCCGAGCAGGACUCUCUAGAAGAGAACCUGGACGAGUACUCUGGCGUCGACAUGGAUCAGCGCCUGGAGCAAGACGAUGGAGACGAAGCUUCGGGCGGUGCGCGCAGUCGCAGCAGCAGCUUGCUAGAUGACAUUGAGGAAGACGAGGCAGAAGGUGUUGGCGCUGUUAAGAUCAGACCAGGCGAAACCGAUGAUGAGGACGCAGAUGAGCCGGACAGCGAGCACUCGGAAUCGCACAGUGAGUCUGGAAACGAAUCCGAAGGAGGCGAAGCAUGGGACGACGUCGCUGUCGAGGAAGAAGAAGACGAAGACGAAGGUUCAGAAGACGCAGCGAUGAACACCUGCAUGUUCUGUAAACAAGAUGAAGAACAUGAUCCGGCAGAAGACUUCGAAGAGUACUUAGCUUGCGUUGGAUGUGGAGAGAACUCACACCAACAUUGCGCCAGAGAGGCCGGCGCGUUGCAGGAGUUUAAUACUGCUUCUCAGUGGAAGUGCCCCGAUUGCGCGACUGCUGAUGAUAUGCGUGCCGACGAGUCUCAAACGAAUGCUUCUCCUGAAUAUGCAGAAAAGCUUGAAGCUGAGCAAGAGCCAGACGCUGAGCACGAACUUGGACUGUCUCCGUCGUCCAGACGGUCAACGGCAUCCCAAGUAGCGCGAGACCUGCUUCCGCCCCAAAAAGGCACCUCCAAACCUGACUCUCACUCGGUGUUCAAUCAUCUUCUCUUGAACGACGAUCCCAUGGAUGGAACUCGAGUUCUUCGUAAGCGCAAGACGUCUUCUGUCGAAGCUGAGGAAAUCGUUAUGUCGCUCAGGAAGCGUCGACGAAACACGUCCAAAGAUAGGGAAUCAAGCCAUGGUACAGGCACAUUACAGGACGGCGCCAAUGGAGCUGGGGAGAAGGAUACACGCCGCACACUACGUAUACACCCCCCUCGAAAGUCAAAAGCGGUUACCAUCACUCGACGGAGCCGGUCCAUCGUUGUCAAGAUACGUGUCAAGCCAGCCGCCCUUCGCCGCGUACUGUCAAGAAAGUCCUCGUCCAAUCGAAGAAGAACAGAGAAAGUGAUAGACACAACGGCUUCGUCCCAGGAUGGAUUGGCUGCAGCCAUGGCAGCUUCUUUUACUUCCACUGACUACUCACAUCCCUUCUAUUCCUUCUUGGACCGGGAAACCGACGACGUAAGAACAAAGCCAUACGGAGGCAUUCUCAGCGAGAACGAAGCAGAUACAUCAAGGACUUUGCCGACCAAUGAUGAUCGCCGAAGAUUCGAUGAAGCCAAGCAAAAAGCCGAGGAGGUAUGGCGAGCUCGUCUCCACAGUAUCCAACUCAACCUAGCGACACCGGCCAAGAGGCCCAAGAAAAAUGCUGGACCAGCGAGCCAAAUCGAGUGCAUCGAUUUUGGAGGCUGGGAAAUCGACACUUGGUAUGCCGCUCCCUAUCCGGAGGAGUACAGCCGGAAUCGCACUCUCUACAUUUGCGAAUUCUGUCUGAAGUACAUGAACUCGGAUUAUGUCGCCUGGCGUCAUAAACUAAAGUGCCCAGCCAAACAUCCACCGGGCGACGAGAUAUACCGGCAUGGAUCCGUUUCGGUCUUUGAGGUUGAUGGCCGAAAAAACCCUGUCUACUGCCAGAAUCUGUGUCUCCUCGCCAAACUAUUCUUAGGGUCCAAAACGCUCUACUACGAUGUUGAGCCGUUCCUAUUCUACGUAUUAUGCGAAUACGAUGCUCUUGGCUACCACUUUGUUGGUUACUUCUCCAAGGAGAAACGAGCCAGCAGCCAGAACAAUGUUUCUUGCAUUCUAACCCUGCCCAUACACCAGCGAAAAGGCUACGGUAAUCUCCUGAUUGACUUUUCAUACUUGCUCACUCGCGUAGAGCGCAAGACUGGAUCACCAGAAAAGCCUCUUUCGGACAUGGGCCUCGUCUCCUACCGCAACUACUGGAGGCUGGUACUCUGCCGGUAUCUCCUUGACCAUGUCGAGGAGGAUAAGUCUACGGCACCGGGCCUCAGUGUUCGGCAAAUGUCCGACGAUACCGGACUGACUCCUGACGACGUCAUCUCUGCCCUUGAAGGUCUCCGAUGCCUCGUCCGUGAUCCAGUUACGGAGCUCUACGCCUUCCGUGUCGACCUUUCGUACUGCAACGACUACAUAGCAAAAUGGGAGAGCAAGGACUACGUCAAACUGAAUCCAGACGCGCUCACCUGGACUCCGUACGUCAUGGGGCGUGGCAAUGCUACAAACUUUGAGUUGGGUCCAGCUAUCAGCGCGAUUGCGCCACGAGAAGAAGAUGACAUUCACAAACCUGUGCAGAGUGUGCCGCUACCAGCCUCUCAACAAGAGGCAGCAGCCAAUGGCAUUAUCGACAACACUCCCGUUGCCGAAGGCGGUCCAUCGAACAUCGCUGAGGAGACUGAUACAGAAGCGACUGGGCCGAAGUUGGAGUCCAAUAUUUUUGAAUCCACGGAGUCACAUCCAGACGGUCUGACGAACGGCGAGACUGGCCUAGAACAGGCUGAGGAAGAGCCGUCCCAGCUCAAGGAAGCGCUUCAGUCUAUUCCCGAACAAAUGGUCGGAGGCGACUGGGCCAGCCUGUACAAAGACGUACCUCCAUCGAGGUUCGAGGUAUAUCCGCCUCCGGGGGGUCGACGGUCCGACCGGCCGCGACCCAGUGUACCUCGGCCUGUCGUAGCACGAACAACGAGCAGCAACUCCAGACCGCGACGUUCGGGCGGUGGCAGCAGCGCGAGACGAACCACAUCAAGCCGACCCAAGAGUAAAAGCUCAUCGUCGUCAUCACGGCGUAAAACGGGGGGAACGGGACGUGGACCGGGCCGUUGGCCGAAGGGUACUAAGAAAAGCGAUUACGGUAAUGCCGAUAGUGGGCCCGGUCUCCCGCCGGGCUGGCUUAGAGAGAAGCAAGAGAAACAGCGGCUGGCUGGCCUUGCUGUGACCAAUGGCGAAGAGGCCGAAGGACUCACCAUCGAGGGCAACGAGACAAUGGAUGUGGUUCGCGUGCAGUUCCAGGAAGGGGAACACGAGGACGCUAGCGCCGAGGGAGCAGCAAGCAAACUCAACGGUGACGUUGGCGGCCAAGCAGAGGACGAGUGA
Colletotrichum abscissum is the source of this 3366-nucleotide messenger RNA. RefSeq names its product MOZ/SAS family protein. NCBI's taxonomy places the organism in Eukaryota, Fungi, Ascomycota, Sordariomycetes, Glomerellales, Glomerellaceae. The record is from RefSeq and is a predicted model, not a curated record. The transcript has 3 exons. Gene Ontology annotation, cellular component: chromatin. Gene Ontology annotation, molecular function: transcription coregulator activity; histone acetyltransferase activity. Gene Ontology annotation, biological process: positive regulation of transcription by RNA polymerase II; negative regulation of DNA-templated transcription. Bases 1 to 3366 code for a protein of 1121 amino acids.